AUGGGGUUACUGGACAUCAGUUGCAAUUACUUGGCGAAACGAUGUUGUGCGUUCAAUCUGAAUCCGGUGUGUCAAUCCCGAUCCGAUUCCUGGUAUCAGCCCACAGUCUAUGGGUCUAUUAUGGGCCUUCGUGCAAUGCGGCUACUACAAGGAUCCAUCACACUACAUACCAACAACGAUGUGCCAAUCACCUCACAUCUUCAAUAUUUGAUUGUGCAGUGUUCCGGUAACGUUAAUGGCAUGAAAGUACGGUCGGUAAAGUUGGAAGUGCGCGGUGAACCUAUUUUCCUCAAAGGACGCGUCCUCCCAUACGGUCAACGGGAAGGUGUCUUGAAAGCAUUACAGGAAAUGGAGCAGGAUGGUGUGAUAAGCAAAGUUGAAUCCAGUGCCUGGGCUACCCUGAUCGUCGUGGCGAUGAAAAGUAAUGAUUACGGAGAUGUGCAGCGAUCACCAUGGAUGCCAGUUUUUUUCGAAGAUCGAUUUGGCGGACGCAUACCUACAGAUUCCACUCAAUGUCGAAUCUCGCUACUUGAGAACAAUCAACAUGCCGUGGGGAAUGUAUAA
This is a messenger RNA of Echinostoma caproni, 564 nucleotides long. The record is from the annotation of a GenBank genome assembly. Lineage: Eukaryota; Metazoa; Platyhelminthes; Trematoda; Plagiorchiida; Echinostomatidae.